Molecule: messenger RNA, 951 nt
Organism: Stegostoma tigrinum
Lineage: Eukaryota; Metazoa; Chordata; Chondrichthyes; Orectolobiformes; Stegostomatidae
Exons: 6
Coding region: 130-951 (273 amino acids)
Source: RefSeq, a predicted model, not a curated record
CCGUGAUACUAACAGAGAUCUGUAACACCAGAGGGAGAGAGAGAGAGAGAGAGAGAGAGAGGACAGAUCACAGUUUAUAAUUGGAGAGUGAGAGGUUAGAAUGAAUGCAACAACUUUUGGAAUCUGGCAAUGAUGGAUUGGAACAAUACAACACUGGAUUUGAAUCUAAGAACAAGCGAUUGGAAUGUUACAACAACAGAUUGGAAUGGUUUGACAGUGGUUCAAAAUGUGACAACAGUCGAUGGGAAUGGUAAAACAUUGGGAAGGGGUUUCAUUGAGAUGUUGAAUUCUCUUUCUGCUGCUUUUGCUCGGAAGCCACUGAAAAUCCGCAUUCGAAUGAUCCUUCAGAUUUUGCAAUUCAUUUAUUAUCCGAUUCUCGCUAUUGCUGCAGUGCCUGCCAACGUAAUAACAAUUGUGAUCCUGUCUCAGGAAAAGUGUGGUCUCUCCCGAUGUGUCUCUCACUACCUCGUAGCCAUGGCAAUAGCAGAUCUCCUGGUCACUAUCUUUGACCUCAUAUUGCGACAUAUUCCAUUUGUCUAUUUGGAAGAGCAUCAUUUCUUAAAAGAUAUCCCUUUUCAGAAUUCAGUCAAGGGGGACAUUCUGGCUGCCUCAAAUGCCAAACUCACCCCUUCCUUAUCUGUGAGCACAGAAGGUGGCUCAGAGCUUGGGCGCCUGAGUUCUUCUCAGUUGUUGAUUCUCUGGAUGUUCCUGAAACAGUAUAACAACAGCAGCCAGAGCUUCCCUCCAGGGAUGGAGUGCAGUAAACUCACUGGUCCCUGCCACCUAAAACGGGAUUCCUCCACCUCCCAAAUCCCCAGCCGCACCCAGGAGCUUCCCCACAAUGUACCCGCUGCCAUUCGCCAUGAGGCCACUGUCGGAGAACCCACAGUCGAUUCCAGCUCAAUCUUCCGUAUCUAUAAUUCGCCAUAUAAACCGCACCAGACCCCUUGA